AUGGAAGCCGGCGGAGGCGGCGGCCAGCUCUUCUCCGUGGACCCCCUGGAGCGCCAGGCCGCGCGGGGCCACGGCGUCGUGACCUCCAUGGCCGCCGGCAGCGACGUCAUCGUCCUCGGCACCUCCCGGGGCUGGCUCGUCCGCCACGACUUCUCCUUGGAGGACGCCCACGGAUGCGGGCGCCGUGGAGACUGGGCGUGCGUGUGUGCGCGACGGAGCGCGCUCUGCGGAGGCAGUUGGCGAGCUGAGUGCGCGAAACCGUUCGGGAGUGCGUUGGACGCGGGCGUUGGACGCGGGCAUGCUGAAGACUCGGCGCUCUUAGCCGUUGGAGACGUUGAUCCGCUGACACACCCGGGCGGCGCCGAGACGUACUACCACCACGCGAGGUGGCCGCGCCCCAAGCCCCUCCCCCGCCUCCGGGGCCUCCUCGUCAAUGCCGUCGCCUGGAACCGCCAGUCCAUCACGGAAGCAUCGACCAAGGAGGUGAUCCUGGGCACUGAGAGCGGCCAGAUAUUCGAGAUGGCCGUGGAUGAGGCUGACAAGAGGGAGAAGUAUGUGAAGCCGCUCUUGGAGCUCACUGAGCAAAGGGAGGGCAUCAAGGACCUGCAGAUGGAGACUGCUGUGGUUGGAAAUUCUACAAGAUACUAUGUCAUGGCUGUCACUCCGACACGGCUUUACUCUUUUACUGGCAUUGGUUCACUAGAAACUGUUUUUGCUAGUUAUUCCGAUCGUGCCAUACACUUCAUGGAGCUCCCAGGAGAAAUACCUAAUAGUGAACUACAUUUCUUUAUCAAGCAAAGAAGGGCUAAACACUUUGGAUGGCUUUCUGGAUCUGGAAUUUAUCAUGGUGAACUGAAUUUUGGGGCACAACACAGCUCUACUAGUGGAGAUGAGAAUUUUGUGGAGAAUAAGGGUUUUUUUUACUAUUCAAAAUUGGGGGAUUCCGGAAUUAAACCAAGGUCAUUUGCUUUGUCUGAAUUCCAUUUUCUGCUUCUGAUUGGGGACAAGAUUAAGGUAGUGAACAGAAUAAGUCAGCAGAUGGUGGAAGAACUUGUAGUUGAUGAUACACCUGAAAUUUCAAGAGGAAUAAUUGGCCUCUGUAGUGAUCCAUCUACAGGACUUUUCUAUGCAUAUGAUGAAAGUUCUAUAUUCCAGGUUUCCACUUCAGAUGAGGGUCGUGACAUGUGGCAAGUUUACUUGGAUAUGAAUCAUUAUGCUGCUGCUUUAUCCCAUUGUCGUAACCCUUACCAGCGUGACCAAGUCUACCUAGUUCAGGCUGAUGCUGCAUUUGCUGCAAAAGAGUAUUACAUAGCAGCAUCCUUCUAUGCAAAGAUAAAUUACAUCCUGUUGUUUGAGGAGAUCAGCCUGAAAUUUAUAUCAAUAGGUGAGCAGGAUGCUCUCAGAACUUUCUUAUUGAGAAGGCUCGAUAACCUCACCAAAGAUGACAAGAUGCAGAUUACGAUGAUCUCAACUUGGGCUACUGAGCUAUACUUAGACAAGAUUAAUCACCUCCUGUUGGAGGAUACCACUGCUACCACUACAAAUUCAGUAGCAGAACCUAAUAGCUCGGAAUAUCGUUUGAUAGUAAAUGAAUUUCGUGCUUUUCUUAGUGACAGCAAACAUGUAUUAGAUGAAGCAACAACAAUGAGACUACUGGAAAGUUACGGAAGAGUGGAUGAGCUAGUGUACUUUGCUGGUUUGAAGGAGCAGUAUGAAAUUGUGGUUCAUCAUUACAUUCAGCAAGGAGAAGCAAGAAAAGCAUUGGAAGUGCUUCAACGGCGCAAUGUUCCUGUAGACCUUGUGUAUAAAUUUGCCCCAGAUUUGAUCAUGUUAGAUGCUUACGAGACUGUUGAAUCAUGGAUGAUGGCGAGAAACAAGUUGAAUCCAGGGAAACUCAUACCAGCAAUGAUGCGUUAUGUGAGCGAACCACAUGCGAAGAAUGAAACAAAUGAGGUUAUUAAAUACUUAGAGUUUUGUGUGAAAGAUUUGAACAAUGAGGAUCCUGGAGUGCAUAAUCUGUUGUUAUCACUAUAUGCCAAGAAGGAGGAUGAAUCCCAGCUUUUGCAAUUUCUUGACACAAAAUUUGGUAAAGGACAAACAAAUGGCCCCGACUUCUUUUACGAUCCCAAGUAUGCUCUCCGCCUAUGUCUUCAAGAGAAGAGAAUGCGUGCUUGUGUUCGUAUUUACAGCAUGAUGUCCAUGCAUGAGGAAGCUGUGGCACUUGCUUUGAAGGUGGACUUAGAACUUACAAAGGCGGAAGCUGACAAAGUAGAAGAUGAUGAAGAGCUUAGAAAGAAGCUGUGUCUUAAGGUUGCUAAACAUGUCAUCGAGCAAGAGAAAGGAGUCAAGAGAGAGAAUAUAAAGAAAGCAAUAGAGUUCCUUUCGGAGACCAGUAACUUGUUAAAGAUUGAGGAUAUCUUACCAUUUUUCCCAGACUUCGUAUUGAUUGACGAUUUCAAAGAGGAAAUAUGCAAAUCUCUCAAGGACUACAACAGCCAGAUUGAGCAGCUGAAACAGGAGAUGGAUGAUGCCACACGUGGGGCAGACAAUAUCAGAAGUGAUAUUGGUGCCCUCGCUCAGAGAUAUUCCGUAAUUGAUCGUGAGCAGGAUUGUGGGGUUUGCCGGCGCAAAAUAUUGACCGUUGGAGGGUUACACCAGGUAGGAAGAAGCUAUACAUCUGUUGGACACAUGGCCCCCUUUUAUGUGUUUCCCUGUGGACAUGCCUUCCAUGCAAAUUGCUUGAUUGGACAUGUAACUCGUUGCAGUAACCAGGUGCAAGCUGAGAGAAUAUUGGACCUUCAGAAACGGCUUAGUUUGAUGGACAGGAAAGCAGCAAAAGAAAAUGGGGCAAGUGUUAAUGGUGAAUCUAUUACAAGCACAACCCCGGUUGAUAAGCUGAGAUCACAGUUGGAUGAUGCUGUAGCAAGCCAGUGCCCCUUCUGCGGUGAUCUGAUGAUCAAGGAAAUUUCGCUGCCGUUCAUUAUCCCCCAAGAGUCGGAUGAAAAGGCAUCGUGGGAAAUCAAACCACAACCAACGCCGCAGAAGAUUCUCCCAAUGACCAUGUCUAUAUGA
Messenger RNA from Miscanthus lutarioriparius, 3072 nucleotides. The record is from the annotation of a GenBank genome assembly. Lineage: Eukaryota; Viridiplantae; Streptophyta; Magnoliopsida; Poales; Poaceae.